GCUGUGUACCUGACCCUCUUCCAUCCGCUGGCCCGGUAUCCUGGCCCAUUGCUCGCUCGCUUCACCAACCUGUAUUCGGCGUAUCAUGCAUGGACGGGCGAUAUUCACGUCGAUAUCUAUCGAUGCCAUAAGAGAUACGGGGAUCGUGUGCGGUACGCGCCGAAUCGGCUGCUCAUCAACACGCCCGCGGCGGUUCAAGAUAUCUACAGCCAUCAUGCUCCGGUGAAGAAAUUCCAGAACUACAGAGUGCUGGCCCAGCAGGCUCCCAACACCCUGACGAUGCAAGACAAAACACAACAUAGCCGGAGACGACGGGUCCUGAGCCAGGCCUUUUCCGCCCGCAGUCUGGAAUCGUGGGAGCCCAAGAUAGUCGCUCAGCUCGAUCGGCUGUCGCAAGUGAUACGCAGCCACUUGGCUUCAAUGUCCUCUUCGGAAAAGCCAACCGAAUGGACGACAUCCUUGGAUAUGGCACGCACCUGCAAGUCUCUCCCUUCCUCGGUAUUUUACCCCGACUCAUUCAAUCAUCUGACCUUUGACACGAUGACCUCGGUGUCCUUCGACUCGCACUUUGACACCCUGCGAACGGCAGAGUAUCGGUACGUGAUGGAGGCCAUUGCUGCCUCGAACAUCCGCCUCAGUGUACUUCUGCAGGCUCAGGAAUUGGCAACAGCCAACCUCGACAGCUGGUUGUUCCCCGCGUCCAUUGCGGGUCGCACGCAGUUCGUUCGGUUCAUCCGAGGUCUGCUGGGAAGACGCCUUCGAGCGUCUGGCAUGAGCGGGGACCUCUUUGCCUUCCUCCAGCAGUGCAAGGACCCGGACACGGGCGAGGGUCUGAGCCUGACGGAACUCAGCACCGAGACUGCCACGUUCAUCAUCGCCGUAGGAUCGGAUACCACGUCGACAACCAUGGCGGCCGUGUGCCACUACGUGACGGGUUCCCCCCGCUGUUAUCAGCGGCUGGUAACCGAGGUGCGCUCGACCUUUGCCUCGGUGGCGGACAUCCGGCUGGGGCCGGCCCUCAACUCGUGUGUGUUUCUGCGAGCGUGUAUAGAUGAAGCGCUGCGCCUGUCGCCGCCGGGGGGUAGUUCUCUCUGGCGGGAGAUUGAACCGGGUGGAGCCUGGAUCGAUGGGCAGUGGCUCCCGGGAGGAUGUGAAGUCGGGGUGGGCAUCUACAGCAUCCACCACCGGGCGGCCGACUGGCCGGAUCCCUUUCACUUUGACCCCGACCGGUGGGUUGGGGAAUCCCCCGGACGGCCGUACAUGCCCUUUUCGAUGGGGGCUCGUAACUGCAUUGGCAAACCGCUGGCAUUGGCACAGGUGAUGCUCACCAUGGCCCGACUGUUCUGGGAAUUUGAUCUGCGUCGGGGAGAUGAGAAGGAUGCGGAGGAGGAGGAGAAGGAAGAGGAAGAAGAGGAAGAAGAGGAAGAGUAUGUGGUGGCCGAUCAUGUCACGGCGGGGGGUCACGGGCCCAUGCUGUGUUUCCGGCCCCGUGUGUGA
Messenger RNA from Aspergillus sclerotioniger CBS 115572, 1497 nucleotides. Its product is annotated as cytochrome P450. NCBI's taxonomy places the organism in Eukaryota, Fungi, Ascomycota, Eurotiomycetes, Eurotiales, Aspergillaceae. Gene Ontology annotation, molecular function: monooxygenase activity; iron ion binding; heme binding. The record is from RefSeq and is a predicted model, not a curated record. The transcript is spliced from 4 exons. The annotation marks the transcript as partial.